Numida meleagris (helmeted guineafowl) is the source of this 5653-nucleotide messenger RNA. It is a transcript of the gene DCP1A, whose product is annotated as decapping mRNA 1A. The coding region runs from base 60 to 1808 and encodes 582 amino acids. The transcript has 10 exons. The record is from RefSeq and is a predicted model, not a curated record. NCBI's taxonomy places the organism in Eukaryota, Metazoa, Chordata, Aves, Galliformes, Numididae. Gene Ontology annotation, molecular function: enzyme activator activity; mRNA binding. Gene Ontology annotation, cellular component: P-body. Gene Ontology annotation, biological process: deadenylation-dependent decapping of nuclear-transcribed mRNA; deadenylation-independent decapping of nuclear-transcribed mRNA; positive regulation of catalytic activity.
GCAGUGACACCGCGUGGCUGCUUCUCGCCCGCCCCCGCGGGUGGCUGCCGGGAGUCAAGAUGGAGGCGGCGAGCAGAGCGGGGCAGGAGAUCAGCUUGGCGGCCCUCAAGCAGCACGACCCGUACAUUACCAGCAUCGCCGAUGUGACCGGGCAGGUAGCUCUCUACAGUUUCAGCCCGAAGGCCAACGAGUGGGAGAAGACUGACAUAGAAGGUACCUUGUUUGUGUACAAAAGGUCUGCUUCUCCUUACCAUGUUUUUACAAUAGUGAAUCGACUGAACAUGCACAACCUAGUUGAACCAGUGAAUAAAGACUUGGAGUUUCAGCUUCAUGAACCUUUUCUUCUCUACAGAAAUGCUAGCUUGUCAAUUUACAGUAUCUGGUUUUACAACAAGAAUGACUGUCAUCGAAUAGCAAAACUCAUGGCUAAAGUGGUGGAACAAGAAGCUCAGAGAUCACAGCAAGUUUCCCAGGACAGAAAAAGUCCCAGCAGAACAAAUGGCUGCAGUGAAAACAGGCCUAUUGACAUCCUGGAAAUGCUUAGUAAAGCCAAGGUUGAAUAUGAACGAAAUCAGAUCAAUGAGUUAAGCGCCAUAUCAAGUUCUGGUGUGCAACAACAUGCGAAUCCCACAAAGCCAGAAAGCACAGAGACGUCAGAACAAAACACUUCAUUACAAGUGAAAGAUCAAUCAUUUCAGUCAAGGCCGAAGCAUCUGACUUUAGAAGAACUGUUUGGAACCUCUGUACCAAAGGAACAGCCUUUACCUCCAUAUCCCAAUACAGAGAGAAUGGAGAAGCUGCAGACUGACGCCUCUGCCAGGGAGCAGCAAAGCUUGCUUUUGCCUUUUUCCUUUGACCAGACAGCAGUAAUACAACCACCACAAGGGAAAUCGGAAAGUCCAAACAUUAAAACUAGUGCCAAUCCUUUGAAUCAACAGGAAUGUUUAACACCUAUGCUUAUACCUCCAGCUUCAGUUUCCCAGCCUGAUGUUUCAAGCUAUUCAGUUCGUUUAAGCCCUAUUCUUAAUUCAACCUCAGCAAUGGAUGCUGCCCCUGCUCAAAUGCUUCCUGGCCUAAAACAAAACAACAGUAUAAUGCAAGUUAUGCAGCAAGCUGCCAAGCAGAUAACCCCACUAGUGAAUCAGCCUUCUGAAGUGAACCAUGCUCCUCAGAAUCUAAUGGCUGGCCAGAGCCAGCUUAUAGCACCCUUAACAUCAGCAAAUACAGGAACUGUCUCAAGUACAUCCCAUACAAGCGUUGAUCUUCUCCAGAAACUCAGGUUGACCCCACAGCAUGACCAAAUGCAACAGCAGUCUCUCACUAAGACUUCCUUAACACCAAACAUCUCUGCCUCGGUUGGCCAGCUUGCAACACCAGAAAGCUUCAAAGAAUCGCACAGUAAAUCAUCAACCUUAAGCAGCAAGAAAAUACCUUCCCUGCAGACUGUACAACAAAACAAAGAACCAGAAGUAUUUCCACAGUCCAAGACUUUACCUAAAGCAGGUCAGGUUGCGCCUCCACAGUUUGUUACGGCCACAACUACAGUAACUCCUUCAAUCCUCUUGUCUCCUAGUGUUUUUCAGCAGUCAGCUACAAAACCUACUGAAGUGGAAAAUAAAGCCAAUUCUUCGUCACCUUUAACUCUUGGAACAACAGAAAUUCAAACAGUACCUCUUACUGUUCUCAGUAGGUCUCAGCUUCAGGAAGCACUGAUACAUCUGAUAAAGAAUGAUUCCCGUUUUCUCAGCACUAUUCAUGAAGUCUACUUGCAAGUCGUAACCAAGAAUACAGACAACAUUAAGCUAUAAUCGAAGCUAAAUCUACUUAGAAUAUUACCACUCUAGAAAUAAUUAUGCCUCAUCUAUAAAACUAAUAUUUUUUUAAAAGAAUAUUUAGUUUUCAAUGUCUUGAAUUUGAACCUGUUAGGAAAGACUAUUCCUUGAAUACUUUUAAAAAGUAAUGUUCUCAGAAGUGAUUUAGGUUUUCACUGUGAUCAUCACCAGCAGACCUUUCUUUUUAUUGGGGGAGAGGGGGACUUAAUUUGCAUAUGAGCUUUCAUUAGCAUUAGUGAUCAUGCAGAUAUUUGCUCCGGCUUUUGUUCCUAGCUGUAUUCGCCUUUCAGGGGUUACAGACUACGUACAACUUACCGAGCCAAUACGUAGUACAGUACACUACACCACGCCGGAACAAGACUCGGUUGUGGGAACCUAGUUCCAGUUCUAAGGUGAGAGCUGAAUGCCUUGUGACUAAGGUGGCAGUUGUGGGGAAGAGAGGGAUUUAGAAGCCAGGCCUUUGCAGCUAAAUCUUUUAACAAAAGGUUUAAAAAUGUGAUUUGCUCAGUACAUUAACAGUCUCUAGCUAAUGCACAUCACCUCAUCUUUUAAAUAUUCCAUUAAUCUUACCGCUUCUCCAUGUCUGACAUCAGGCAGAUAUCCAAGUGAGUAAGGCCAUUUUCUCUAAAAAGGUGUAAUUGGAAAUACACAAAAUCUUCAGUGAUUGUAUUAUUUUUAAGCAACAGAAUAGUUCUGUUCUAAGUUGAAGUUCUUUCAGUGUAAGCGUAGGUAGGAGACCACCACUGGAAGACCACUGUCCUGUUCAGUAGUGUAUGAUAUGACUGAAAUACUUUGUUUCCCUCUUAAGGAUGGACCAUAUCUUAUUUGGAUUUCAUUCCUCAGUUGUAUUGUAACUGCGGUGUUGAAAACUAGCAGACAGGGAACAAAUGCAUGCUCUUCUCUUGGCCUCUCUCCAAAUUAUAUGUCCAUACUUUGUGCUCUGAAAUAUAUCUAGUUAACAUGUUACUGCUUUUUAUGUAUUAUUUUGUAGUUCAGUAUUGUAAGAAUUUAAUAUCAUACUUUCCUAUUUGAAAUCAGAAAGGUUUCUAACUAUAUUUUCUUAUGCUGCUGUAUUGGUGUACCCAUGGCUUGUAUUUAUUUAUUGGAGUUACACAAAAGUCAUUAACAAGACUUCAGGUCUGAACUUCGUCCAGCAAUACUAGUUUUAAAGGAUGCUUUUGCAGUUGAAAAAAAAAGUUUUGGUUUAUUGAGUAAAAAGCUAGUCUGUAGUGAGUUAUGAUGCACUGCUUUUUGCCCCCUCCCUCAAGCACUAUUGAAAUUGAAGAAGAAAACUUAGUUCCUUAAGAAAGAAAAAAACAUGUAUGUGCAUGUACCCUAAGGAUUAGUAGAGGUUAACAUAGUCAAGGUAUACAGUCAUUUUGUUGCAAACUAGCAACUGAGCUUUAAUUGUAACUUUUCACAGAUUGGUAUGUUUUAGAUAAACAGAUACUUACGUUUUUAUGUAUUUGAUCUAUUUUAAGUUUUUUCAUAGGUUUUUAGUGGAAAAAUAUAUUUUUGUUUAGCACUACCUGCCUUCUGAAAAGUUCUUUGCAGCCUUUGAGUUCAGGGUUUCCGGUUAAAAUAUAUAGUAUUUUUGUUAGAAAAUGUGCAGGAUUCAGGGAAUUAGGCUAAUGUCAUGCACAUUCAUCAAGAAAUUUAUUGGCUUUAAUUUAAUUGUAGCAUUUGAAUUCAGCAAUAUGGACUCUGCGCCUUGCUAAGGAAGAUGGGAACUUCCUACACAAAUUCUAGAGUUAUGAUACUGUACAUGGACAUAAACAGUGAGACUCAAAUUAGGUCUAAAGUCUCAGUUAAUUUAGUGGCUCUUCCAGAGAAACUUCUAUUAAAAGGAACAAACCAAUGUGCAGUUCCCAUGGGGGAAAAGGAUGCAUAGCCUAAGCCAAAUACAGAGCUACUUUUUCAAAGAUGAAGUUCGUAACUCCCUGGUUUUUACAGACAAUUCCCAGUUUCUUUGAAGGAAGAUUUGAUAUGAGUUUCUAAGAAUAGAAAUAAUUAAUGAUAUUUGUUGUUAAAUACGGUCAUAUCCAAAGAUCUGUAGAAACAAUAGAGUUGUAUUUUGAGUUCUUAAGUGAUAUAGAGUUGAGAAAAAUACUGCUUAGAGCAGCAAUGCUAUUAUGAGAGUUUGACUCUGCUCUGACAGCUGAAUAUCCUUGACUUGUUUUUUGUUGUGCACUAAUAGCAAUAAGUUAUCAGUUCCCCCAGCUAUAAAAAUGAAUUGGAAGAGAAACAAUAAAAUCACUUUUACUACAAGAAAACUUGCUCAUCUUGAACACCUGCAUGCAUGUUUGGUCUGGCCUCUACCUAUAGCUGGCAGGCACUGGGACUAAGCUAGGUGUCCUCCAGUACACUGCAGAGUUAGUCUGUCAUUUAGGAGUAAUGAGAUAAAUCUCUUCAGUGAGAAGUUAGUGUAAAACACAAGCUUAACUACAGUGUAAAACUUGAAUUUAUUUUUAAUGCAGACUGUGUUAGUUAAAUACUUUAAUUUCCUGAUUAUCUUAAUUUUUUGCGUAAACCUAAAAUUACCAGCUUGUCAACAUACUUGAUUUGUGUUAGCCACAUGUAGCGAUAACUAGGGCAUAUAGAAGUUACCAUGGGGUCAUCACAGCAAAUUUUCACCAUUUUCAAGUGUAGAGUUUUUGGAUCUAUUGGCUUAAUGGGAUUAUACCUAUUAGUUCUGAGAACGAGAAGGUUUGCUUAGACUUUACUCCUCACAUGAAUUGCAUUGUCUAAGCAUGUCUUCUGUGGCUAGUGUUAAGUCACUUUAAUUCAAAACUAAAAGUUAAGCCUAAUCAAAAACAGUUCUAAAAAUAUGCAGCUGCUGAUUUAUUCAGGAAAAUCAAAAUUCUCAGUUUUGUAGUUAGACUUUAUCUGCUGUUAUUUAAUAAUGCUAAGUUUAUAUGAAAGGUGCCUAACAUCUGUAACUUAGAAGCAGUGUAUCUUUCCAAAUUUAACAAGAUUUGGAGAAUGAUUGAAUAACAUUUUAAAAAAAAACUAAGUUGUUUGUUUUGGUUUCUUAUAUAUGUUUAGCUUUGUGCAUAAAUAUUUAACAUCUGCUUCUGGUUGUAUCUCGUUUUUUGCUUGCAUUUCUAAUUGCUUCAUUUUGGUGUAUUUCUGAAACCCUUUAUGCCAUGUAUAGUCACUGAUACACUCUCUAAAAUAUUUUUAGAAGCAAAUGUUAAUUUGGGCCUUCUUGUUUUUAUGAGUAUUGCAAACACAUACCCACCUUUUUGCCAGCUAUUUGUGUUGCUUUGAACAGCAUAUCUUAACAGGAGGAAUGUGUGCAAUAUGUAUCACCUCAGUUUUGUCUGGCAAUGUUACAGAACUGUUAAGAUGGAAUAUCUUCCAAGUUGGAGAAACUGCAGUAUCUUUAAUUUGGUUGUCUAUUUAUAUUUAUCUAGUCAGUGUAUGGGCAUAUGGUUGUUUGGUUUGUUGUUUUGGGGUUUUUUUGUUUGUUUAAUGUGCAUUAUGUGCUUUUAGCAAUUCCUGAGUUUUACCACUUUAGUGUGUGCACCGGUUCUGAACCCAUCUGCAUGUUCUUUGAGUAUGAAGACCACGGGGAAGGAGGGCUUCAGGAAAAAUUUCUGGAAACUGGGGGUGAGAGUAAUUUUAAGUCAGUAAAUGUAGAUACUGCUUCAUUAACAUUUUUAGUAUGGUAUGGAUUUUAUAGCACCUAUGUAUGUUUGCAGUUAUUAAGUUAUUGCAUAAAUGUUUAAGAAUGAACAUUUUUCAUCCAAAAUUUUGUAUGUUUGCAAAUAUAUUUUUGUAAUAAAACCUCAAAACAAAUGUUUCAGCACCUCCUAAAA